UACUUUAGAUUUUAUUGACGAAAACUAUCAGCUCUUGAUGUCCAAGUUGCCGAAAAUUGUAAAACAAUUUAUAAAAAUUCCCUUAAGUUAUAAAUCUGCCUCCACAAUGCAGUCUCUGCCUGAGGAGCUACUGAAUAAUAAUAAUAAAUCCAUAUGCAAAGUGGAAGAUCCCCAGAGUGUGGAAAUAGCUAGAAAUUGUUUAAGAUCCGGUCGAGUUAUAGCCUUACCCACAGAUACAGUAUACGGUUUAGCAUGUGAUGCCAAUAAUGAAAAAGCUAUACAAAAGUUGUACAACAUCAAGGGACGAGACUUUCAUAAGCCUGUGGCUAUUUGUGUUAAGGAUUUAGGAGAUUUAAGGAAAUAUGGUGAGGCGGAACAUUUAAAUGAUUCUUUGCUGGGUCAGCUACUGCCUGGUCCUAUUACAAUAGUAAUUGAGCGUUCUAAACACUUAAGUAAUCCUUUCCUAAAUCCAACUACCAGUAAAAUUGGCAUACGCAUUCCUGAUUUUAAUUUUAUACAACAGCUAUGUUCCAGUUUUAAUGAACAACCAUUGGCUUUAACCAGUGCUAAUCGAUCUUCUGAACGCAGCAGUUUAAAUAUUAAAGAAUUUGAGGUUUUAUGGCCAUUGCUGGGAGCCAUAUUCGAUGCCGGUCAAGUUGGUAUUACUGAAGAGAGGCGUUCAGCUUCCACUGUUGUGGAUCUGGCUACGCCUGGUUUGUUUAAAAUUGUUCGCGAAGGCGUUGCUUUAAAACAUACUUUAGAAGUAUUACACGCUCAUGGCCUUAAGUCAUUAGAGUCUACGGGGGUAUAGUUGUUAAGCAUAUGGUAGCGAGUAGAAAAAGUUAUUUUUAAUAUAAUAAACUUAUGAUUUUUAAAAACUUUGUGUAAAUAGAAAUAAAUUAUCCUGUAUUCCACAUCAUAAAUUAAAACAAGAGUCUGUCAACCAAAA
This is a messenger RNA of Calliphora vicina (urban bluebottle blowfly), 949 nucleotides long. It is a transcript of the gene Tcs1, whose product is annotated as Threonyl-carbamoyl synthesis 1. The transcript has a single exon. Lineage: Eukaryota; Metazoa; Arthropoda; Insecta; Diptera; Calliphoridae. Gene Ontology annotation, biological process: regulation of translational fidelity. Bases 38 to 811 code for a protein of 257 amino acids. Gene Ontology annotation, cellular component: cytoplasm. The record is from RefSeq and is a predicted model, not a curated record. Gene Ontology annotation, molecular function: tRNA binding; double-stranded RNA binding; nucleotidyltransferase activity.